UGCCGGAGGAGCCGCGGGGCCGCCACACUCGCCCCCCGCCCCCCCGCGCUCACUCGCACUCACACCCGGGCGCAGGAGGCGGGCGGCCCGGGCCCCACCGGCCCCCCAUGGACGCCCCCGGCACGGGGCGCUGAGACCCCCGCGUCGCUGCCCAGCCCGGUCCAGCGCGCCACGCCGAGGGACCUCCGGACAGGACAAGAUUCCGAAGCUACUCCCCCAGCCCAGGACCCCCCCACAGACCCGGCUUCCCCCACAACCCCACUAUCUGCCACUCCCUGGCCCCUCUCACCGCCCGCCCCCCUUGGGGCACAGGGCAUGGUGUGAAAGGCCAAGUGCUGAGGCGGGCACCAUGGGUGCUGGGCCCUAGGGCCUGGGUGGCGGGGGGUGGGCGGCCUGUGGGCGUGCCGGGGGGGCCAGUGUGCCCACCCCAGUCUCUUGGCGUGCUGGAGGGCAUCCUGGAUGGAAUUAAAGUGAAUGGAACAGAAGCCAAGCAAGGUGGAGUGUGGGUCAGACCCAGAGGAGAACAGUGCCAGGUCACCAGAUGGAAAGCGAAAAAGAAAGAACGGCCAAUGUUCCCUGAAAACCAGCAUGUCAGGGUAUAUCCCUAGUUACCUGGACAAAGACGAGCAGUGUGUCGUGUGUGGGGACAAGGCAACCGGUUAUCACUACCGCUGCAUCACUUGUGAGGGCUGCAAGGGCUUCUUUCGCCGCACAAUCCAGAAGAACCUCCACCCCACCUACUCGUGCAAAUAUGACAGCUGUUGUGUCAUUGACAAGAUCACCCGCAAUCAGUGCCAGCUGUGCCGCUUCAAGAAGUGCAUCGCUGUGGGCAUGGCCAUGGACUUGGUUCUAGAUGAUUCGAAGCGGGUGGCCAAACGCAAGCUGAUUGAGCAGAACCGGGAGCGGCGGCGGAAGGAGGAGAUGAUCCGAUCACUGCAGCAGCGACCAGAGCCCACUCCCGAAGAGUGGGACCUGAUCCACGUUGCCACGGAGGCCCAUCGCAGCACAAAUGCCCAGGGCAGCCAUUGGAAACAGAGGCGGAAAUUCCUGCCGGAUGACAUUGGCCAGUCACCCAUCGUCUCCAUGCCGGACGGAGACAAGGUGGACCUUGAGGCCUUCAGCGAGUUUACCAAGAUCAUCACCCCGGCCAUCACCCGCGUGGUGGACUUUGCCAAAAAACUGCCCAUGUUCUCUGAGCUGCCUUGCGAAGACCAGAUCAUCCUCCUGAAGGGGUGCUGCAUGGAGAUUAUGUCCCUGCGGGCGGCUGUCCGCUAUGACCCCGAGAGCGACACCCUGACACUGAGCGGGGAGAUGGCUGUCAAGCGGGAGCAGCUCAAGAAUGGCGGCCUGGGUGUCGUCUCCGAUGCCAUCUUUGAACUGGGCAAGUCACUCUCUGCCUUUAACUUGGAUGACACGGAAGUGGCUCUGCUGCAGGCUGUGCUGCUAAUGUCAACAGACCGCUCGGGCCUGCUGUGUGUGGACAAGAUCGAGAAGAGUCAGGAGGCGUACCUGCUGGCGUUCGAGCACUACGUCAACCACCGCAAACACAACAUUCCGCAUUUCUGGCCCAAGCUGCUGAUGAAGGUGACUGACCUCCGCAUGAUCGGGGCCUGCCACGCCAGCCGCUUCCUCCACAUGAAAGUCGAGUGCCCCACCGAACUCUUCCCCCCACUCUUCCUCGAGGUCUUUGAGGAUCAGGAAGUCUAAAGCCUCAGGCGGCCAGAGGGUGUGCGGAGCUGGUGGGGAGGAGCCUGGAGAGAAGGGGCAGAGCUGGGGGCUGAGGGAGACCCCCACACCUCUUCUCUCCUCCCUCUCGUCCUCGGAUAGAUUCAGCUCCCCACACACACACACACACACACCCCCCGCAUUGCCCCGUCCCUCCUCAGAACCUCCAGCCCUGGGGCAGGGCAAACAAAUGAACUUGCUAUGAAAAGGACAGUG
Globicephala melas (long-finned pilot whale) is the source of this 1941-nucleotide messenger RNA. It is a transcript of the gene THRA, whose product is annotated as thyroid hormone receptor alpha. The record is from RefSeq and is a predicted model, not a curated record. Gene Ontology annotation, molecular function: zinc ion binding; RNA polymerase II cis-regulatory region sequence-specific DNA binding; nuclear receptor activity. NCBI's taxonomy places the organism in Eukaryota, Metazoa, Chordata, Mammalia, Artiodactyla, Delphinidae. Gene Ontology annotation, biological process: negative regulation of transcription by RNA polymerase II; retinoic acid receptor signaling pathway; thyroid hormone receptor signaling pathway.